This is a messenger RNA of Fonsecaea multimorphosa CBS 102226, 2943 nucleotides long. RefSeq lists its product as uncharacterized. The transcript has a single exon. The record is from RefSeq and is a predicted model, not a curated record. Lineage: Eukaryota; Fungi; Ascomycota; Eurotiomycetes; Chaetothyriales; Herpotrichiellaceae. Gene Ontology annotation, molecular function: microtubule motor activity; microtubule binding; ATP binding. Gene Ontology annotation, biological process: microtubule-based movement. The coding region runs from base 1 to 2943 and encodes 980 amino acids.
AUGUCUCUACCCGUACUCUCACGGCCUCUAGCCGACCCGCCGACGGGUGCGCUACCUCCAAUUCCUACGAGCAAACCUCCGAGAAAGAGUUUACCCCAGACUCCCUCCAGACUGAAAGCUCCGUCGAGGCCUUCAGCACUACCAACACCGCAGCCUGUUCAAUCGGCUCCUGAUCUGUCGCCCGAAAAACCCUCAGGCAUCCCUGCGAGCAAAGGUGUGCGAAAAACCGUCAGCAUCGGCUCAUUUCCACAGCCACCGAAUGGCGGUUCGCGUCCGCCCACCUCGGCUUCAAUGGCGUCCACCACGUCCACAAAAAAGAGGACAUCAGAUGGAGGACACAGCAUGCAAAACGCCUCGAUCAGGUCCAAGAAAUCCCCAAGAACCAGCGUCGCGGCAAGCUUUCGCUCAUCUCAAACCCCCAGUCUACUGAAUUCUGCCGGUGACGGUAUGGCCAUCUCGGCCAAGUUUGGAAAGAGGAUAUCGGACGCUCAGUCCAGCGUCCAUUCCCCUCCGCAAAGUAGGAGCUCAUCGGCCAACGGAUCUUACUCGACUAGUGCUACCACGUUCGAAGAAGAAGGGGAGGACAGUCGAGGUCGGACAAAAGAAUCGGAUGAAGGCACGGCUGAAUCAAAACGGAAUUCUAAAGGAAAAGAGGUGAAAGGCAACGUGAUUGUCAGUGUCCGUGUUCGACCCGAUACUGGGACUCCAAACAAUGCUCAAUCCGAAGGAGAAUGGAUGGUGGAUGGCCGAAGAGGUCUGGUUGCAUACCGCGGAAAAGAGGGCGGGGAUUACCAUCUCGACAAUGUUUUCACUACCCACGACGACAAUGCAAAGGUGUAUGAUGCUGCGGCCAAACGGCUGGUACGUCGAGUCAUGGAAGGAUAUCAUGGAACCGUGUUUGCAUACGGCAUGACAGGAACCGGCAAGACCUUUUCGAUGCAAGGGACCAUGAGCAGCCCUGGUGUGAUUCCACUGGCAAUCACCGAUAUCUUCUCCUACAUCAGAGAGACCCCGCACCGCGAAUUUCUUCUGCGAGUCAGCUACCUCGAGAUCUACAAUGAGAAAAUUCAUGACUUGUUGGCCGUGCCCGUCGGAGGUGGUGUCGGACAGCAGCAAGAGGAAAUUAAGCUGCGCGAGGAUAGCAAACGGGGUGUAUACGCCUCGCCUCUGAAGGAAGAGAUUGUGCAGAGCCCAACCCAGCUGCUACGGGUGAUCCACAGAGGAGACACUGCUCGCCGUACCGGAAGCACCCAGUUCAACGCGCGAAGUUCUCGAAGUCACGCAGUCGUUCAGAUUGUGGUCGAGAGCCGAGAGCGAAUACCAGGGUCAGGUUCCCUGCAGGAAAAUGGAAAGCGUGUGGCCAUGCUGCCGGGAGGUGUGCGGGUCUCGACGCUGAGCCUGAUCGAUCUUGCGGGAUCAGAACGUGCAGCAGAGGACAAGGAACGCCGUGCUGAAGGCGCGCACAUCAACAAGUCUCUGUUGACUUUGGGGACGGUCAUCGCGAAGCUAUCGGGCAAUCGCGAUAAAAACGGUAAUCCAACAGACAAAGACGGAAAACAUCUGCCGUACCGAGACAGCAAGCUCACCCGGUUGCUCCAACCAGCACUGUCUGGGAACUCGUUGGUGUCGAUCCUGUGUACCAUCCAGAUUGGAGCGGGCUUGACAACCGCAGGCAGCAACCACACGGGUGAAACCCUCAACACACUGAAAUUUGCUGCUCGUGCAAAGAACAACAUUGUCAGCCAUGCCAAGAGAGCCACAGAGGAGCUGGGCAGCGUCAAUGCAGGUCUGUUGGAACGAUAUAGAGCAGAGAUUGCAAGUCUCCGAUCUCAACUGGAGGGCCAACAGAAGACAGCCGCAGAGAAGGAAGAGCGGCAAUUGGAGAAAGAAGCCGAGCAGCGCCACGAGGAACAGAUGCUGGAGAUGCAGCUGGCCAGAACAGCACUCAAGGAGCGCAUCGAGCAUCUCAACCGUCUGAUCCUGUGUUCCAAGUCGACGGGCGUUAAUAGCGGAACAGUAUCGGCCUUGGGUAUGCACUCGCGGCUCUCUGGAGGGACAGAAUAUGCCGGCUCAAGGUCUGUGCGAUCGUCAGCCAGCCAGUCGACCUUGGGCGUGGCACCAAGUCUCGGGCGCCACCCGUCGGUGGCUUCCCUGGGAGGGCUGGCCUCGCCUUCCGGGCAGCUUUCAUUCUCGGGAAUUCCGGACCAGGACGAGGAAGGCGCUGAUGAUUUUGGCGACGGGAGAGCGCCCUUGCAGGCCCAAGUACGCGCCUUGCAGGCCGAUUUGCAGGACAAGACACGGUAUAUCUCGACUCUGGAGAAGAGGCUGCUGCAAGCUCGGCGCUCCAGCCACUCUCGAGUGUCGAUGGCGUUUAAUAAACCCGCGGGCGACGAGAGUGAAAUGCAGAGACGACUGGAUGAAAAGGAUGCGAUGAUUGCGGACUUGCAGAAGACAGUUGCCGCUCUUCGAUCCGCCGUGCGCAAGCGCGAGAUUGCGGAAUUGACGCCCGAGACGUCAUCCUCAGAGUUCAAGCAGAACCGUGCACAAGCUGGACAUCAGAGCAACAGUAGCAACAGCAGUUCCCAGCUCAGCAUUUCGAUUCAGCCGGUGUUGUCUGGUGGACCACGGUCGCCGCUGACGACGAGUCCAAUGACGAUCCUUUCCCCUCAAAAGGCAAUGGACAAGAAACGCAAGACGGUGGACGAAAUGUCGAGGAUGCUGGACGAAAUGAUCCAGGACAAGGUCGAGAGCGGACAACUGAACCGGAGAUCUUCAUCGGUUCGGGUGUCCUCGCGAGGCUCGUCAUCCGCGCGCCGGCAUUCACGACGGCUCUCGAUGGCGGGCAACAACGGUGCUGCAAUGCCGCCAGGGCCGGGGAUAGGAAGCAUGGUGGCGUCGCUGAGAGAGCGCGACUCGGUGAUGGAAGCGAAGGAGUCGAGUUGA